GAAGGCACAGCUAGAGCGCAGUGCCGAGUUCCACUCCUCCAGGACUCUGUGGACAGGUGUGGCCGUGCUGUCUGUGGCAGGGCGGGGCCUUGGCCUGGCUCACCUGGUGGGUGUACUCCUGGGACGUCAUGAGCCCGUCACUACUUCCCACCUACUGCACCAGCAUCGGAGUCUUCGCCUACUAUGUCCUCACCAAGCAGGAUUAUGUCUAUCCAGACGCCAAAGACAGGCAGUUCCUGUAUUACUUCCACAAGGGAGCCAAGAAGGAGCGCUUCAAUGUGCAGAAGUACAAUGAUCUGAGAGAGGAGUUGGCUUCGGUGGAAGAAGAUUUGAGACGUCUAAGGAAUCCAACCCAACUUCAGCUCCCUGUAGAACAGAUCCAGAGCCAGCCAUGAAGAGCAACACCACACACACACACACACACACACACACACCACGUCAAACUGAAAGACUACUGAGCAGCAGCAUUUCUUCCCAUUUAUUUUGAUAACGAUUACUUUUUCUUACUAACCCCACAGAUCAUUUUAGAGUUUUGGUUUACACCGUUUACAAUGUUGGAAGUCAUUUGUGGUAAUAGAAGUAUAGUAAUAAAUGUCAUAUGAGAAACCA
Salvelinus sp. IW2-2015 is the source of this 609-nucleotide messenger RNA. The record is from RefSeq and is a predicted model, not a curated record. Lineage: Eukaryota; Metazoa; Chordata; Actinopteri; Salmoniformes; Salmonidae.